Molecule: messenger RNA, 2349 nt
Organism: Biomphalaria glabrata
Lineage: Eukaryota; Metazoa; Mollusca; Gastropoda; Planorbidae
Product: dnaJ homolog subfamily B member 1-like
Exons: 1
Coding region: 380-1417 (345 amino acids)
Biological process (GO): negative regulation of transcription by RNA polymerase II
Cellular component (GO): cytosol
Molecular function (GO): protein-folding chaperone binding
Source: RefSeq, a predicted model, not a curated record
AUCUAACAAGAAAAUUGAAUAUUUGCAAUUAAAUUAUAAAACCACCAACAAAAUACAGUAAGUUUGAAGAUAUCUAGUUAAUGAUCGCAUAGAGACCUGUUCGACAAAGCAAAUGUAAUUAUAAAAUAGGUAAGACAACGUAGAAACUUUAAUUUGUCGUAGCGGAAGUGAGUAAUGUUCUCGAAUGUUCGGGUGUAGUCGACUAUAUUCGCCAUUCUUCGUGUUAUUUCACGGUCAAGUUUGCCAAGACUAUAAAACAUCUGGGUAAGAGAAAAGUCGUUAGUCUUGAAACGCAAUUGAACGUGUACUAUCGUUGGAAGUGUACAUUGUAACUUAACCAUUUGUUAUUGUGUUGCAAAUUCAAAAGUGAACAUUGACAAUGGCAAAGGAUUAUUAUAAAAUUCUUGGUAUUGCGAAAGGUGCAUCUGAUGAUGAAAUUAAAAAAGCGUAUCGUAAAAUGGCACUGAAAUAUCAUCCAGACAAAAACAAGUCUCCUGGUGCUGAAGAGAAAUUCAAAGAGAUCGCAGAAGCCUACGAUGUUCUCAGUGAUCCACAGAAGAAAGAAAUAUUUGAUAAGUAUGGUGAAGACGGACUGAAAGGAGGAAUGGGAGGCGGUUCGAACGGCGGUGGAGGCAGAAGUGGAAACUUCACAUACACUUUCCACGGCGAUCCUCAUGAAACAUUUAGAAUGUUUUUCGGCAACGAAAACCCAUUUGAAAGCUUCUUCAGUUCAGGAGGCCCAGGUAUGGGUAGUAUGGGCGGCAGGUCACCUUUCUUUCAGUUUCAAACAGGUGGCCGAAUGGACGAUGAUAUGGAUGUUGAUGACCCCUUUGCUCAAAUGGGUCAACAGAGAAGACGAAAACACCAAGAUCCUGCAGUUGUACGAGAGCUCCAAGUGUCUUUAGAAGAAGUGCUAUCAGGAACCACGAAAAAACUUAAAAUCACUCGCAAAGUUUUGAACCCUGAUGGCCGCACUACUAGAUCUGAAGACAAAAUUUUAACCAUAGACGUUAAACCUGGGUGGAAAGCUGGUACCAAAAUCACCUUCCCCAAAGAAGGUGAUCAGACACCACAUAAUGUGGCAGCAGAUGUUGUCUUCGUCAUCAAAGACAAACCACACCCAGUGUUUACCAGAGAUGGAAGUGACAUUCGCUAUAAGGCUCGUAUUUCUCUCAGAGACGCUCUGUGUGGUACAACAAUACAGGUACCAACAUUGGGUAGUGCUAGGAAAAUUCCUCUUGCACUGAAUGAAGUGAUAAAGCCCAACUCUGUCAAGAGAAUUCAGGGUGAAGGACUUCCGAUACCGAAGUCGCCAUCCCAACGAGGAGAUCUCAUAGUUGAAUUCAAUGUUGUCUUCCCUAACAGUAUACCACAAGCAACCAAGGAGAUCUUAAGAGACUGUAUGCCUCAAUCGUAGUGUUCAGAGAUAUUAGCUGAAUUCUGUAUGAUAUUGUACAUAUUUUCCUAAGAAUGUGAGUACAUUAUGUAACCAAAUACUUGUAUUUAUUUGCAAAACAUCUUAGGCGCUAUUUAUAUAAAUAAUCUGUAUCUCUAUUGAAUAGUUUAAAUCCAGAAUUCUUUAGUAAGUUUGAAAUGUUUAAUUAUUGUGCAACCUGAAAUUCAUACUUGUAGAUUUUAGUUGAAAAGUUUAAAAGUAAAGCACAAUUAAUUUAUCAUUUAGGCUUGUGAGACUUAGAUCAGAUACAGGUUUAACAUAACCUAAAUCUCUGAACAUAUUGUGUGUCCUAGUCUUAGUUGAAUUAUAGUAGCUCAUUUGUAAAUAGAAAUGAAUGGUUGAAUGUGGAUCCACUUGAGUGUAUGCAAUAUAUAUAUAAAAUUAAGCUCCAGAGUUUUUGCUUUGUUUUUUCUCUCCUUUCCUAUUAAAAUCUGUAUAAUUAGACUUUAACCACUGGUAAAGGUGAUAAGGAAUCGAGCAAAAACUGAUUGUCCUUUGUCUUUCAUUUUUUUUUCCAUGCCAUAAAAUAAUGAUAAACUUAUCAGUUAAACAUCAUUAACUAAAAAUUGUUGUAUAUAUAUAUAUUAAUUUACUUGUUACUAAAUAUUUCCCUUAAUUCAAAGUUAUAGAUUUAAUGGCACAAAAUGAAAUUUUUUUUUUUUUUGUGAGCCAAUACUACUAGUCUAGUUAAUAUCUCUAAAAUGUAUUAUUUCUUUUUUUUUUUUAGCUUUAAGGCAUGACUUUAAAAUGUUUGUUUGACAAUGAUCUUCACAAUUUUGUCAGUUUUAAGUCAUUUUAAAUUUAGACUAUUUUUUAAAAUUGAAAUCAAGUUUGUUUAUAGAUCUUUCUUCCAGUGUUCUUAAAACAUUGAUGAAUAAAAUUAUAGCAUUUUA